Molecule: messenger RNA, 1199 nt
Organism: Myripristis murdjan (pinecone soldierfish)
Lineage: Eukaryota; Metazoa; Chordata; Actinopteri; Holocentriformes; Holocentridae
Gene: dpm2
Product: dolichyl-phosphate mannosyltransferase subunit 2, regulatory
Exons: 4
Coding region: 113-364 (83 amino acids)
Biological process (GO): GPI anchor biosynthetic process; dolichol phosphate mannose biosynthetic process
Cellular component (GO): dolichol-phosphate-mannose synthase complex; endoplasmic reticulum membrane
Molecular function (GO): enzyme regulator activity
Source: RefSeq, a predicted model, not a curated record
UGACAACUCUUCUCGACCUGGGGGCAGUAGUGAGCCUUAUGUGCAUCUGAUCAGUCCCAAUUUUAUACAACGAAGAAGAAGGAGAACCAACGUCAGCAUACAGUGUCUCAGAAUGGCUACAGGGGUCGACCAAGCAGUUGGCAUGAGCCUGGUGGGCUUCAGUCUGCUGCUGUUUAUAUACUACUCUAUCUGGGUCAUCAUCCUGCCCUUCAUGGACAGAGAUCAUGUACUGCACAAGUAUUUUCUUCCCCGGGAAUACUCAGUCAUCCUGCCUGGUAUUGCUGCAGUAAUACUAUUACUCUGUAUAGGGACCUUCACUGCAGUUGUCAUGUGGAAGAAUCGCAAGCCGAAGAAAGUUGACUAGACGAUGGACGCUUAAGAGACUCUGCUGUGUGGGUCAGGCUGUGAAAUUACCAUCGAUGAUCCCUCGCCGUCUGCAAAAUGCUCCCUGGUGGCUCCAUUUCCAUUCCAGAAAUAAUAAAGCAAAAAAACCCCAAAAGAUUUCAGUUUGCUCCUGACGGAUGUGUAAACAUGACAGUUUGUUGAGUAGCAGUUUCCCUGAACUGCUUAGUUCACAUUAAAAUCUGUCAUCGCUGACAUGUCCAAAGGUUUCACAAAACUCUGGGAAUAACAUUUGGGCUUCUCCAGGCGUUGGCCUAUUGCUUGGCUUGAGAUGACAUUCAGAAAUACUGAUGUAGGGAUUAGGCAGUGUAAAUUGAGAAUGGUGAGUUUAUACCAAUGUAAUCUGUGCAUGUCAAGGAGAUUCAGUCUGUAGUGACUCAGAGCAGCUAGGUGAAAUGGAAAGUUCAUGUGUGGGUUAUGUGUGACAGCCUGGAACAUAAAGUCACCUGGUAUCUCACAGCAGAUGGGCUGUUUUCACCUCUGCCUUUUCAGGUAAUUGGCAAUAACUUGGUAAAAGGGGGACCUGCUCUCUGAUAAAUACACCAGCAGGCGUUCAGGUCAAGGGAUGGAAAAUGUCUGAUGUCCAGUCAGCAACACAGUUGUUUGUAAAUAUUGUGACAUAGGGGAAUCCAUUUUUGUAAUGUUUUUAUUACUCUAAGUGUUGUAGGCAGCCUUUUCCCUGACUUAAUUCAGUUUUACGGCUGUAGUCUGUUGCACAAAGCUAAUGCUGAAAAUGGAAGAGCAGCCAAAUGUCCUUUAGCUGUAAAUGAAAUAAAAUAUUUUGGCUGUGAAUUCUG